GUGAUACUCAUCAUCUCUCCCCUGUAGAGUGUAAAGAGUAUAGAAAAGACUCGAAAAAUUGAAAGAAAGAAGAAUCAGCAUCAUCAGAAGAAAGAUAUUAGUUCUCUGAAGCAAAUGGUCCUGAUGAUUAUAAAGGGAUUAUUUAGGAGGUAUGAGAGAUGGAAUCCAGUUCAUCCAACUACUGGAGCAUUUUGGGGCAUGGGAUUAGGGAUUGGAUGUGGUGUUGGUUGGGGUCCUGGUUUUGGUCCUGAGGUUAUUGGAUAUGUUGGUGCUGGCUGUGGUGUUGGGUUUAGUGUUGGUAUCACUUUUGCUGGUGUUGGCAUUGGUCUUCCUGCUAAUUUCCUUCUCAAAUCUCCGUAUAAAGCUCUUGCGGCAACCACGGGGCUCGUCAGAUCAAAUACUCUUCCUGCCAUGAGGAACAUGACGGUGGAUGGUUGGAACCAUAUUCAACCACAAAUAUCUGGUUUCCAAAGAGACAUUAGCGGAAGAAUGUAUGGAUUCAAUCAUCAAGCUAGGUCUAUUUUGGAAUUUCUGGGCGUUCAGAAAGCAUUCCUUACCUGCAAAUAAAGCUCUUGUGGCAACACUGGGGCUUGUGAGAUCAAAUACUCUUCCUGCCAUGAGGAAUAUGACAGUGGAUGGUUGGAAUCAAAUUCAACCACAGAUUUCUGGUUUUCAAAGAGACAUGACCCAAAGGCUGUAUGGAUUGAACCAUCAGGAUUCCACAAGCCGAGAUUUUGGUUUAACUGAGAUGAGAAAGACGAUGAUCUGUCAAGCUAGGUCUGUCUUAGAAUGUCUGGGAGCAUUCUGAAAAUGUUGCUUACCACCUGUUCAUAAAGGUACAUGUGGAAUGAAAGUUAGUCUUUAGGUUAUGUCAAGAAUUUAAUUACUCUGUCGUCUGUCACCAAUUGACUCACAGUGUAUCUGAAAACCCGAUUGUUGUUGUAGGUUUUCUCACUACAUUCAGUAAUUAAACAUCCAGAAACACAUUCUUGUAACAUUGUUAUCUAUGUAAAUGACUCCUUGUUUUAUA
Papaver somniferum (opium poppy) is the source of this 1030-nucleotide messenger RNA. RefSeq names its product cadmium-induced protein AS8-like. NCBI's taxonomy places the organism in Eukaryota, Viridiplantae, Streptophyta, Magnoliopsida, Ranunculales, Papaveraceae. The coding region runs from base 115 to 567 and encodes 150 amino acids. The transcript has 4 exons. The record is from RefSeq and is a predicted model, not a curated record.